GCUCUCUCUCUAUCUGUCUGUUGGAGACCACUCAAUAGAAAGCAUCGAACUCGGAUUCCUCUUAUGCCACUGUAAAUAUCACAUUUAAAUACUGCAAUUCUUUGUCGCACUGCUCUUUCUCGUCAUACAUUGAUUUCUAUCUACAGUCACCAGUCUACUUGCGUGCGCGCCUCUUUGGUAGGUCGAGAGAGAGAAAAUAAUCACUGCGCUCUGCAAACCGCAAAGCAAAUGAGUUGGGGGAGAAGUUUUGAGUGAGUGGGAAAGCCGUGCUUGCUCCUUGGACUGCAUACAAUGAGGAAAUUCUGAGGUGGCAUUCUUCGUUCAGUUACGCUUCCUUUGGCUGUAUGUAACUAAUGGCUAGCUCAUGAACCUGGAUCCUCUUGCGUGGAAUUCUGUUUUCACUUAGAACUCUGCUGCCUGGACAAAUGCAUACAAAUGCAUUUAGGAGCCCAACGGACAAGGAGUGGACACGUUUCUCCAACAGCAAUAACGAGAACCCUCCUCUUGCUCCUGUCAAUAUGCACAGCAGUACUGUCUGGAGAAGAAGACUACCGAGCACAAGGUGUCGAUAUCCUCCAUUGGCUGGGCCUCACCGGCAGCAGAGACACCCUCUCCCCAGGGACCAGCUCCUCCUUCCUUCACUCUCCUUCUUCCUCUCCCCCAGGUGCCGGGGUCCUACUCAGCCCGGACGCCCACAUUGAAGCCGCCACGGGGGGUCUGUUCCCGCCGGAGCUCGGUGAAGAGUUUUCUGUCGUGGUUAGCCUAAGCUCCUGGCGAGCGAACAAUGCUUUCCUUUUCAGUGUGCGUGACGGCAGGGACAAGCUGCAGUUUGGCAUCCAGCUGCUGCCCAGGAAGGUGGUGGUGUACACCGGCGAAAAGGCCUCUGUCUAUUUCACCUACAACGUGCACGACGGGUGGCAGCACUCUUUCGCCGUGAGUGUGCGGCCGCGCUCAGUUUCGUUCCAUGCGGACUGCGGGGCGGUGCAGCAGCGAGAACAGACGCUGACCCGGGCACAUGUGCUGGGGUCCGGAUCCAGAGGCCUGCUCACACUAGGAAGGAUGAAGUCUAAAGCAGCGCAGUUCCAUGGCCUCAUAUGCCAGCUGGACAUCUACCCCUCAGCCCAGGCUGCUGCACAUUACUGCCACUACCUUAAAAAACAGUGCCGGCUGGCUGACACUUUCCGAUCGCCACCGCCACCCUCCAGCUUGGAUAUGGAGGUUUCUGGCUCCCUGGCUUUCUCCCCUAUUCCUCCUUCUCCAGCAUCCCAGACUGUGGUGGUGCCCCUCUCCCUGGCUGUAGACUCCCAGCAGUCCACCAACCUGGCCGGAUCAGCCCCCAGCCCCUCCCUGGAGGGGUCUGGAAUACUGUAUUUAAGCCCCUCAGAGCAGUCUCACCUGGGGGUCAGGAUCCAGACCCAGAGCUUCCUGCUGGAUCACAUCACCUCUAUCCAUACACCCACAGCAGGGCCCAUUGGCCCGUCCUCAGGCACUCUCAGUGGGCUGAAUGCCAUGGGCAUCACACACAGGAGUACCAACUCCAGCUCUGGAUCCAGCCCAACAGGGGGCUCCACCAGGCAGUCUCCCCAGUCUGAGAAUGACACAGAGGAGGAGGAGGAGGAGAGGAGGCCCCAACAGGUCACCACCGCCACCCCAGGCCUGAUCUCCCCUGUCAGGCAGAGCCGCUUGAAGGAUGACCUGAGGAACAGCUCCAGGCCUAGAGACUCUCAGCCCCAGCCCACUAACCACCUCGUGGACACCAAGCUCAGACCCAACGGCACCACCUUGUACCGGGAGAACCAGGUGGACACCUCAGAGGAGCAUGGCCAGGAAGGGGCCUACGAUGUGGGCAUGGAAGGCUACGACUAUGGAUACGAGGAACCAGACUACUUCUACAGAGACUAUGACGAGGCAUUUCCCGGCCCCAAAGGAGACCCAGGUCCUCCGGGUCCUCCUGGUCCCCGUGGUCUACCUGGUCCUGCUGGGAAGAGAGGAGCUCGGGGUCCUACUGGUCCACAUGGAAACCCCGGCUUGCCUGGUCCUCCUGGUACCAAGGGCUCCAAGGGCGAUCCAGGACUGUCCCCAGGUCAGGCCCCGCCAGGAGACAAGGGUGACAGAGGUCCACAAGGUGUUCCAGGUCCAGAUGGGUUCGCAGGUCCAAUGGGUCCUAAGGGCUAUCCAGGGCCAUCAGGACAGCCAGGGGAACAGGGCAUACCAGGACUCCCAGGAGUGACUGGGGCUGCAGGUUACCCUGGCAGGCAGGGUUUGGCUGGGCCAGAAGGUAACCCAGGUCCUAAAGGUGUACGUGGUUUCAUUGGUCCUCCUGGUAUAGCUGGUCCACCAGGGCUAGAAGGGGAGAGAGGUAUUCCCGGUCCGGUUGGGAAGAACGGUCCCAAAGGAAGACAGGGAGUUGUUGGGGGUGUUGGUGAAAGGGGUCCUCCUGGUCCUGAUGGCGACGAGAUUAGCUUUGCAGAGCUGAGCUGGGCUGAGCUGGGCUGA
Molecule: messenger RNA, 2496 nt
Organism: Salvelinus sp. IW2-2015
Lineage: Eukaryota; Metazoa; Chordata; Actinopteri; Salmoniformes; Salmonidae
Source: RefSeq, a predicted model, not a curated record